AUGAGCGAGCAGGAAGCAGAACUCCGACCUCGUAUUACAACACCAUAUCUUACCAAGUACGAGCGUGCUCGUGUCCUUGGUACACGCGGUAUGCAAAUCUCCUUAGGCGCUCCAGUUACAAUUGAUGCUGGAGAUUUAACAGACCCAAUAGCAAUUGCAGAGAAAGAACUCGAAGCUGGACAACUUCCACUUAUCAUUCGCAGAUAUCUCCCUAAUCACGAAUACGAAGAUGUUGCUGUUAAAUAUUUGAUCAUUUAA
Molecule: messenger RNA, 258 nt
Organism: Trichomonas vaginalis G3
Lineage: Eukaryota; Parabasalia; Trichomonadida; Trichomonadidae
Product: DNA-directed 5'-3' RNA polymerase protein
Exons: 1
Coding region: 1-258 (85 amino acids)
Biological process (GO): DNA-templated transcription
Cellular component (GO): RNA polymerase II, core complex; RNA polymerase I complex; RNA polymerase III complex
Molecular function (GO): DNA-directed RNA polymerase activity; DNA binding
Source: RefSeq, a predicted model, not a curated record